UCACAAUUUGGCAGAUUUUUUCGAACAGCAAAGAUUUUCAUCUAAGCAUGAUACAUUAGUGCUUAUCCUCUGUACGACUUUGUUUAUAUAUAGCGCAAGAAAACAAAACACCAUUAAGGAACUGUGCCUGGAUGUAUAAAGACGAAUUACAAACCAAUGCUUUUUUACUGUUUGAGAUAUAUAUAACCUGUCAACCUGGAUGUCGAUGAUAUGAUAGCGGCCUGUGACACCCAGGACUUUGUCCCUUUUGGCCGGGAAUUUUGCCGACGUCAUCCUGGGAAGUUUCAGCUACAGGUUCAGAAUGCAGUACAGGCUGAGCAUGGCUUACCACUACUUAAAUCAUUCAGGGAUAUAUCUAUACAGGAAAAUAACAAGAAAGAGCAGUGGCAUUUCCGACAUCAUAUAGAUGACCCAAUCGCAACAGAAGAGGAAUUUGAUGAAGAACUGUAUGUGAGUGGUUCCACUGUAGUAUGGAGCAAAGGAGGACAGAAUGGGGCCAGGACAGUGAUGAAGACCUUUACUGUAGAAUCUCAGGUGUUACAGGCACUCUGGUGUAGUUUUAUUUUACCAAAAAGUGAGAUUCCUGUUAAUUCCAUACCCACCACUGAUAUUCAGGGUGAUUUACAAAAAGGUAUAUGUGUAGUGGAAUCAGGUUCAGUAAGCUGUUUUAUGGAAAAAGGAGGAGAAUUCAACACAGCUUUACCAUUUCAGGUUGCUAAUUCCUGGGUUAUCAAGAAUGGUUUAUUAUUUGAGAGAACAGUGUCACCAACAGAGAUGACAAGUGGUAAAAGAAAUUCUCCUAAUCAGACAACAGUAUUCAGUAUGUUACAUCCAUUGGAUGAAGUAGCUCCAGUCAUAACUAAAACAUCAGGUGUAAGUGGAUACCCUAAGAUUUCCUACUUAACAGAUAAUACUCAGCACAUAGUGUUUACCAGUGUAGAACCAUCCCUUGUAUUUACAUAUGAUACAAUGAUUGGAGUACAUACUGUUUGGAGGGUCAGAAAAGCCAGAGCAGAUGAGUGCAGUUCAGUAUGUGCAACUUUUGAAACCAGUUUCCUACAGCCCCCUGGUAAUACCACUUCCAUUGGACUGAAUAUGUCAGCAAGUAGUCAUUCUCGUUUUAUCAGCAACUUGUCGGCCCAAUCACCAAGUGUAUCUCCUAUGCGAAACUUCUCUGGAAGAAUCAGUUCUCCUGGUGGUGGAUUUAUCAGAUCCCAAAGUCUGAGUCCAGCUGUUAAUACUAUGGCUGCUGUCAGUCGAGCUCAGUCACCAGCAGUUGUGGGUACAGCAUCAGUGAUCAGGUUCCAGUCUCCAUCCCCUAGUGUAGCCAGAAGUCCUGCUGGUUUCUUCAGGACACCACCUGUAGGUUCCUAUAAUGUAUCAUUAAUCAAUGAGAGCUACUCUGAAUGGGUAGAACCACUCAAACCAGAAGUAUGCUUUGAACAUCUGUGGACAGAACCUGCACCAGCCAUUAGAGAUGGAUCUUUAGGAAAGUCAUCUAAAGCCUUCCUGACCAGAGAUCUAUGUGGACAACAAUAUAUGUGCUAUCUUAUAUCAUACAGACAACAACUAAGAUGUGUAAAGUUUGAAGAAAGCAAUGACCUUAGUCAGCUGAUUUUUGGUGCAGUAUCUGUAAUACAGGCAAAAGAUGCUUUGCCAGUUGAAACUUUAGAUCUUUUGAUAGUAAUUGACCCUACAAACGUAUUAUGGGUUUAUAGUGGGAGCACAAAGAUCAACAGGCUCCAUGUACCAACCUUACCUAUAGGGACAGGAUCUAUUAGUAUGUUGAGGACUGUGACACCAUUAAACAGUCCUACCAGAGGUAGAAUAUUUACCUCAAGUAGACCUCCUAGUGCUAUGGAUGCUAGAUUUGAUGAUGAAGAGCUAAACCAUAUUUCUCCAGUAUCAGAUGCAGAUGAAUCAGCUAACUUUGAGGAUUGUCCAGUGCAGACUGGAUAUGUACAAGGUCUCAGGGAUAAUGUAGGAGUAAAGUUUACGAUUGAAUUAAUGAAUGGUCACCUAUGUAGAGCUGCUAUGCCUAGCCAGACUAAUUCUCCAGGCAUUGAAGCUUGUCUGAAUGGUCUAAAACAUAUGUUACCAAAAGACCUUGCCAUCCUGUUACUUGGUAAAUGGUAUACAGCAAGAAACACUCCAGGAGGACUAGGAAACCAGUCUGAAUGGGCUUUGUUUACACGAUGUUUAUUAAAUCUUAUGGGCUAUGAUACUACAAGAUUAGCCUUGACAAGUCAGCAAGAUUUGGAUGUUUCCAUGUCACCUGUUGUUGCUCAAAAGAAACCCAAACAGUCUGAUCAAGGUUGUGAAGAGGACUGGGAAUUUUUGGUAAAUUCUGAUCACAAUGAAUUUAUGAGUGCCACCAUGGAAUCAUCACUGGGUCUAAGUCAUGCAAGCUCAUUACCUGAUUCCACAUCAUACUCUAAACCUUGUGGCAUCAAUACAUCUGCACAAUUGUUUGUACAUAUACCAUCUAUAUUGAUGGCUUUACAUCUUGUAUAUGAGGAUAUGAAGUUGAACAUUUUGCUAACAGAUGAACUCUCUAAGUUAGCUCCUAUCUUGCUGCAGAUAGCCAGUGAUUUGAAGUGUUCUAACUACACAGAUUAUUACUGUAGAGAUUAUCCACAUUUGUUUCAACAAAUUGAUGACAUUAGUCAGAUAAACAGCGAAAAUUUAACAAAGAUGCAGUACCCAGGUAUUUACAGUGAACAUGUACCAUCAGUCUACCAGUGGGUAUUGAAACAUAUGAGGAAUGAAGAUCCUGGAUUAUUUCCCUUUAUACCUGCAGUGUGUAACAAUAUCAGGAAUGUUAUCUCAUUGUAUGCAUUGAUGAUGAAGAAGAACUUAAACACAGAACAAGCCAUUGAGAGAUGCUUAAGAAGAGUAGCACCUGCAGGUACAAAGAUUAAAUCAGGCCACAGAGCUCCUACCUGUGAUUUAUCAAUGUCCAGGAGUUUCUCCCGGAGUUUCUCUAUCACUGUACCUACAGCUAGUGUACUAGAAAGGAUGGUUUUAUAUAUGACAGAACUGGGUAUGACAAAGAGAGAUUUAGAACGCCUUCCAAUAGGAAUAGCUCUACCAUUUCGUGAAGCUAUAUUCCACUGUAGAUGCAAUCCACCAUCUGAUUGGCCAGAGGAGGCAUAUGUUCUCAUAGGUCGACAAGACAUAUCACAACUGUUAUCAUUGACUAAAGCUAAGCCAGAACCAAGACCAGGUGUAAAUAAUUGGUACCAGUCUAAAAAUAAAGAAACAAAGGAAGAAGAGGAUGGCAUGGCACAUACUGAUGAAGAGCUAUUAAAACUGAGAUUUAGUGAAGAUUUACGAGUCCAAGAAGUAAGAAGACUGUUGCAAUCAUCAAGGCCUGCUAGGAUAGCUCUUGUGCAGAGACCAGAAGUUAGUGAUCAUGAUUUCAUUGAAGAACAAGAGAGACAUCUGUACUCCAUUUGUAUCAGGACAAUGGCAUUACCAUGUGGAAGAGGAAUGUUCACCAUGUGUUCUUAUCAUCCACUGCCUACAGAAGCUUUACCUACACCUAAGUUAUGUCUGACAGGAAGAGCCCCACCAAGAAAUGCUACAGUAGAUCUAACUCACAUAGAUACCCCACCUAAUAUGUCUGCAUGGCCACAGUUCCACAAUGGUGUCGCUGCUGGAUUGAGAAUGGCUAAUUCAUCACAGGUUGACUCUACAUGGAUAAUAUACAACAAACCAAAAAGUAAUGACCUGACCAAUGAAUAUGCUGGAUUCCUGAUGGCCCUUGGACUAAAUGGUCAUCUUGUUAAUCUUCAUAUGCUAAAUGUUCAUGAUUAUCUAAGUAAGGGUCAUGAAAUGACAACAGUUGGUUUGUUAUUAGGAAUGGCUGCAGCAAAGAGAGGAACAAUGGAUAUAUCAACUACCAAAGUAUUAAGUAUACAUGUACCAGCUUUACUGCCACCUACCUCUACAGAACUCAAUGUCCCACAUAAUGUACAGGUUGCUGCUAUACUAGGGGUAGGGCUUGUAUUCCAAGGGACAGCCCACAGACAUACAGCUGAAGUAUUAUUAGCUGAAAUAGGAAGACCACCAGGACCAGAGAUGGAGAAUUGUAAUGACAGAGAAUCAUAUUCUUUAGCUGCUGGAUUGGCUUUAGGACUGGUUAUGUUUGGGAAGGGUGGAGAACAAGUUGUGAAGUCUGAUUUAAACAUGGCUGACACACUUUGUCAUUUUAUGAUUGGUGGACAUAAGAGGCCAUUGAUUGGACCUAACAAAGAGAGAUACAAAUCACCAAGUUACCAUAUCAAGGAAGGAGAUGCAGUAAAUGUAGAUGUAACUUCACCUGGAGCUACUUUGGCUUUGGGCAUGCUCUACUUCAAAUCUAAUAACAGUGCUGUAGCAGAAUGGUUAAGUGUAGCAGAUACACAAUUUAUGUUGGAUCAUGUCAGACCAGACUUCUUAAUGUUGAGGACAUUAAGCAAAGGAUUGGUGAUGUGGGAUACAGUACUACCAACCUUUGAAUGGUUGAAAAAUAAUGUUCCUGAGAUUUUACAGAGGAAUGCCUUUAACAGAGGUCAUGUUGAGGAAUCAGCUGAGGAUGAUAAUAUGACUGAUUUUGAAACACAAAGUCAAGCUUACUGUAAUAUUCUAGCUGGAGCUAGUAUGGUGAUUGGUCUCAAGUUUGCAGGUACAGCUAAUCAAUCUGCAUUUGAAACUUUGAUGAGAAGUAUCAAACUAUUCUUGACAUUCCAAACAAAUCCCAGACUGGUUGAACAAGCAGGGAAAAGUACAGUAGAGAGUUGUUUGAUGACAGUCUUGGUGUCAAUAGCACUUGUGAUGGCUGGUACUGGUAAUUUAGAAGUUUUGAGGAUCUGUAGAUACCUUAGAUCAAGAGUGGGACCUCCAUAUAACUUAUAUGUAAUGUAUGGAUCUCACAUGGCCAUCAGUAUGUCUAUUGGACUUCUAUUCCUGGGAGGUUGUAGAUAUUCAUUAAAGACUGCCCCAGAGUCUAUAGCAGUAUUGUUAUGUGCUAUGUUUCCUAAGUUUCCUAUACACAGUAAUGAUAACAGAUACCACUUACAGGCAUUCAGACAUUUGUAUGUCCUUGCUACUGAGAUGAGAGUUGUUUUACCUAGAGAUGUGGACACAGGACAGCCAUGCUAUGUACCAAUGAAGGUUAAGUUUAAGGAUACCGAAGCUUACCAAAAUGUUUCAUUCACAACUACAGCUCCAUGUCUUCUGCCAGAGUUACAUCUUAUUCAAGAGGUACAUAUACUAGGACCAAGGUACUGGCCAAUAGUUUUCCAUAGAGAUAAGAACUGGAGUAUACUAGAGAUACUUUUAUCUAAGCAGGGAACAUUAUAUGUCAAACAAAGAGCAGGUCAUUUGUCUUAUGUAGAAGACCCUAAGGGAUAUAGAAGUAUGUUGGCUAAGUCCUUAACCAGUGAUCAUUCUAGUCAUUGUUUAGUUAAGCCAGAUGUAGUAAAAGCCUUUACUAGUGACACAAGAAUCCAUGCCAUGACAGAAUACUUCCUCAGAUCAAAGUAUACAGAGGAUUGUGCUAUCCUUCAGAUUCUGUCAGCAGUGUUAUAUGAAUGUGUCACCAGGGAAAAACCAGAAGCUAUAAUGUCCUUGCUGGGACUUAAUCAGAUUUUAGACAAACCAGAUUUUGAUUUGAAAUCAGAGGGUGUAACACAACUGAAGCUUGCUCUAGCAUACUAUAGAAGUAACCAUCAGAUACUCAGUCAGGAUGUAGACCACAAAAAUCAGUUGUUAAAGAUGGAGUUUCUGUUGUCACUAAAAGCCAAACUAGAAAAUGUUUUAGACAAAUGGCAAACAGAUCACAUGGAACUGCUUGUGAAGUAUUUACAAGGAGAAGUUUUAAAAGGUUAUGAGCUUUUACAGUUGACCCCAUAUUUAACCUGGUUCGAUAUUCCGACACCAACGCAUAUCUCUAACAUAAUUGUAGAAGGUUCACCAACUCUACCAGUAUUGUGUUCAAACUUACCUUAUUUGUCAGUGUCUACAUUAAAAAGAAUUCUGACUGCUUGGAAGGCUGCAGUAUGAUACUAUGGUGCUGUAUUCAUUGUUCACCUGGAUUUAAAGAAAAGAAGGUUAAAAAAUAACUGAUGGAGUUCGUAAAGAAAUGGUUUAUAAUUUACUAAAAUUAAUUAUGGCAGCAAAAUCUUCAGGAUUUAAAUAAGUAUUAAUAUCAUGGCAUCAUCACUGAAUUAUCAGAGUUACCAUUUGCUUUAAACAGAUUGUAUGUUAUUACACUGAAGUAACAACUGACAUUAUAAGAGAGACAAAAAAGUGAAAAAAAGGAGAAAAAAUUUUCAGUAUAUUUAUAAGACUUAUCAAAAUGAAAAUGCAAAGUGUUUAUCAAAUGUUGCCAAAGUAACUGAUGUUGAAUAAUGGAUGAAACAAGCAAAAUGUUGUUUAUUUAAUAGAAAAUAUGAAAUUAGAUGUGUUAAACAAAUACAAUUGUUUGAGAAACAAAAGAAACUUAUUUUCAAGGAAGAAUAUACAUUGUAAAAUAGCAACAAACAAAAAAACAGAAAUAAUAUUUCUAAAUGAUUCUCAAAGACUAAUGAUAUAUCAAAGUAACAUUUUUAUCUUUAUUUCUUGGUAUUGCAUAAUAUUUUUUUUCUCCAACGCAUUUCCUUUUCUGUAUGAGAAAUAUUAUACAACCGUAAAAUUUUUGCAGUGAUAUAAUGGUAUGACGUUGUCAUCAACAUCCGAAGACAUUUGGUUUCCAGACAAUAACUUGAUUAUAAGUGUAUGGAUCUCUAUGAAAUUGUACCACUAGGUUGCAUACCACAAAAGGGAUGUCAGGAGUGAUUUUGGGGAUUAUUGUCUUUACUGUUGAGGAAAAAGGGGCCAAAAAGAAGCAUUUUUCUUAUUUCAGGACAAUAACUUGUCUAUGGAUCUAUAGGAAAUUGUACCACAAUGUUCCAUACAAAAAAUGGAAGGUUGGGAUUGAUGUUUAGCAUUAUGGCCCAAACCGUUUAGGAAAAAGGGGCCAAAAACAAUACUUUUCUAAUACUUUGUAUUAAUUGCUUAUUUCUUUACCAAUUUCAAUUGGGUUUAACUCAAAAUCUUGAAUUCCUGGUGUUCUUUAAGAUGCUAGUUCUUACCAUGUAUUUAGAUUUUGGAUUUGGGCCCUAUUUUUAAAUUGGUCCACAUUGAGGUCCAAGGGGUUCAAAUUUGAACUUGUUUUACUUCAUCAAAAAAUAGAAUUAUUGGGGUUCUUUGAUGUGCUGAAUCUAACCAUGUAUUUACAUUUUUGAUUUUUCUGACCUGGUUUUCAAAUUGGUAUACAGUAAGGUCCAAAGUGUCCAAAAUUAAAAUUAGUUUGAUUUCAAGAAAAAUUGAAAUCUUUGGGUUCUUUGAUAUGCUGAAUUUAACUGUGUAGUUUUAGGAUUCAAAUACUAAACAAAGUUAGAGAAAUAUUAUGUAAAUACUGGAAAAAAUACAAAAAAAAUAAUAAUAAAAAAUGUACUGUUCAAAGGAAGAAAAUAUUACUAAACAAGAUAAAAAAGGAAAUUUCAUCACUCUCCUGAACAAGAAGAACUGAAGCUAGAAAAUUAAAACAGGAUUAGAAAAUUAGUGAAGAUAUGGAACUAACAAGAAGAAUAUUCAAUACCAUACAAACAGAAUAAUAAUAGGUAAAACUAUUCAAAACAGGAAAUAAUACUAAAACAUAUAACAAAAACAGAAAAAAUGAAAUUGAAAUAAUGAACAAAAAAUAUAGUAGCAGUUGAUUUGAAGGCCUAAAGCAAUUAUCAAAUGUGUCGCAGGUAGUCCCGACAGGAUGAACUGAGAUAUUUGAAUUCAUUAUUUUCUAGCCUUUUUAAAACUAUCAUUCUUGUAUCAGAAGCAUCAUGCAAAUAUUGGCAAUGUCCUAUAUUUUUACCAUUGCCUCAAUGAGAGGGGUACAUAGUGAUGCACAUGUCUGUCUGUCUGUCUGUCACAAAUUUGGUUUUGGGAUGUACUACUUGACCAAUCUGUUUGAAUAUAAAAACAAUAUCAUGCACCAUAGAAUACAGGUCACAUUCUAUUUUGAUGGUUUUGUCAUUUGUUCAAUAAUUAAGCCCCUUAGUUACCUUAAAAAUUGAGGUUUCUUCUGUUACCUGAUGAUAUUUAUAUUACUGCAAAUCUUUUUGGGGAAAAAAACCUCAUGAAAUAUACCAGGCUUAUUAUUUUGUACUCCAGAAACAUGUUUUGACUAACUUAAACACAAUGCCAUGGACCAUUUAAUACAGGUUAAGUCUAAUUUUGAUGAUUUUAAUAUUAACUGUUUAAGAGGUGUUCCCCUUAGUUACUUUAAAUGUUUAUAUUUUCCUUUCAAGCUGAUAAUAAAAGUACAGUUUGACAAAAUGUUUUAAAAUUUAAACACAAUGUUAUGAAACAUAAAAUGCGGGUAAAGUUUGAUUUAAAUUCUGGUUUUGGCAUUUACCUUUAAAGAUGUUUGUCUACAAGUAGGGGUUUGUUUAUGUGAUCACAUUAUUCUUGUUUAAUAUAUCCCAAUUAAAUAUAUACCAGCAAGAUUCCUUGCAAAAUAUGCAAGUUACUGACAAAAAUGAAUACAGUAUUAAUCAUUUAGUACAUUUAUUGCAUAAGUAAGUAGGACCAAAUACACAUAAAUUGGUUUAUACAUGUGUAUUUUCAUGAAAUAUUGUUAGAUUUAAAUACCACUUUUUUGCGACCCAAAUGAAAGUUUUCCACAGAGUCAUCUCAUCGUGGUCAAGGUAUUUAAACUUUUAUCAGUUCACUUGACCCAACAAAUAAAUGCAAUAGCUAUUGUUCUCUGUGUAGUUUAUUCACUGGGACCUUUAAAAUUCUUCUAGAAGAAAUCCAUCAUUCAUUGAUUAAUUUACCUGACCAAAAAAAGGAUCUUCUUAGUAGAUGAAAGUACAUGUUUCAACUCACAAAACUGCAUGUGAUGUUGUAUUUAUUCAAUAUCAAUAAUGUUUUUCAAUAUGUUCAAUAUAAACAUAAAGUAUGCCCUGCAUUCCACUUUUGAUCUUUUCAUUUUGUUCUCAUAAUGUUUAUGAGUUUGACCUUGCCAAUCAUAAAAUAAUUGUAACACAUUAUAUAAUCUUGUUUAUGAAUAAGUGCAUGGUUUACAGUUAUUGUACAGCUAUAUAUCAGGGCUUUUCAAUUAAAAAAAAAUUUAGUGAGAAAUCAGUCAACCCAAUGGGAAGUAUUGUCCCUAAAAUGCCCCUUUCAGCAAAUUUUGCAUUUUUUGGCUUUUUUUUUUUACUCCAGACUAGAUGAAAUAUGUACAUUGCAGAAUUGAUCAACUGAACAAGAUUCAUCUACCAACUGCGUUUAUUUACAGCUUUUGGCUUAAAUCUCAAAAACUAUAAGAGUAAAAUGAAAAAACUUAAAUUUCAAAUAUAAACAAUGCUUAAAGAUCUGCAGUCUUCUUGUGCCGAAAUAGUCCGGUUACACAUUAAAGAGUCAUUGCCCUCGAAACACGCUUUUUAAACGAUUUAUGUGUACAGAUGAAAUGAAAUGAAGGAAAAAACAAUACAGGAGUGUUCUUGCUAGUAUUAUUGCUUCUGAAAUGACCCUUUUUCUUAAGUGUUUGCUAUGGUGACAAAUGAGCUAUUUGGGUUCCUAGGAGACUCGACAUUUCGUUUUGCCAUGAUGUAAUAUCUCUCUACUCUAUUUUUUAAUGCCCCCUUGGCACUUUCACUGCUUUUUACCACAUCUUAAUAAUGGUAAGUUAAGGCACCAGUAUGUUACUGAUGUUCAAAUCUUAUAAAUAGAUUAACAAGACAAAUCAAUGGAAUACACAAAACUUAGGAAAACUCAAUUAAAGAGAUGCGUCGACAAUUUAAUUAGUUAUCAAAGGUACCAGGCUUAUAAUUUGGUACGCCAGACGCGCGUAUUGUCUGCAAAAGACUCAUCAGUGACGCUCAGAUCAAAAUAGUUAGAAAGCUAAAACAAGUACAAAGUUGAAGCUUUGCAAGCUUUGCAAGCAUCACCUGCAAUGCAAAUCCAUACUUUGUCAAUAUGACAUAAUCGGGAAUAGGAAACAGUCGGUAAAGUUAAGGAUUAAAUGACUAUUCUGUACUAUAACAUUAUUUGUAAGCCUUAUGGUUAAAAGUACUUUAGAAUAUAGCAAAGUGCUCUCGACCAAUGAAAUUGUAGGAUUUGAUGUCUCUUAAUUGUGAAGAAUGAAUGUAAAUCAUGUUCUUAGUAAGGGAUUAUCCUAUUAUUUGGGUCUAUUUACAGUUCAAAACAAAGAGCUUCUAUAAAUGAGUUACAACUGCCCCGAAGCACAUUUAUCAGAUUGAAAGGAUUUAUUACAGUGAUUGAAACUGACUAAAA
Molecule: messenger RNA, 10323 nt
Organism: Mytilus californianus (California mussel)
Lineage: Eukaryota; Metazoa; Mollusca; Bivalvia; Mytilida; Mytilidae
Product: anaphase-promoting complex subunit 1-like
Exons: 55
Coding region: 211-6048 (1945 amino acids)
Biological process (GO): metaphase/anaphase transition of mitotic cell cycle; protein K11-linked ubiquitination; anaphase-promoting complex-dependent catabolic process
Cellular component (GO): anaphase-promoting complex
Molecular function (GO): molecular adaptor activity
Source: RefSeq, a predicted model, not a curated record